This is a messenger RNA of Ictalurus punctatus (channel catfish), 3579 nucleotides long. RefSeq names its product immunity-related GTPase family, q1 (gene irgq1). Gene Ontology annotation, molecular function: GTP binding. The transcript has 3 exons. The record is from RefSeq and is a predicted model, not a curated record. Gene Ontology annotation, cellular component: membrane. The coding region runs from base 253 to 1737 and encodes 494 amino acids. Lineage: Eukaryota; Metazoa; Chordata; Actinopteri; Siluriformes; Ictaluridae.
UGUUUUCUCUUCUAUCGUCAUGAGUCACAGUAACAUAACUCCAGCAAACUCAGAUGUAAUCCAGAAGGUUUACGGUCAUCUGGAAAAUGCUCAUAGGCUGAUAUUGAAAAAGUAAUACUUCCUAAAUAAAAUAAUGGUGGUAAUAGUAUAUUAUAUAUUUUUUUUACCCUCAAUGCUUAACUUUUAAUGCAUCUGCGUCUAGCCUACUUUCACUUUCAGUCUCUCUCGUAGGGGACUUGCUAAACCGGGAAAAUGGAAACUAUCGGUGUGCCACAAAAGAUCCCAGAGGAAUAUGUCAACAAAAUCACAGAGGCAGUCCAGUCUACAAGCCCUGAGAAAAUCCCUCAACAGUUUAUGACUUUACUGAAACUUUAUGAUCGAUUCAAGAUGGACGUAGCUGUGACAGGAGAUUCUGGCUCAGGAAAAUCUACACUCAUCAAUGCUCUCAUUGGGCUGGAUCAUGAUGCUAGAGGAGCUGCACCAACAGGAGUUGUGGAGACCACAAUGGAACCUGCACUGUAUCAGUAUCCAAACUGCCCCCAAGUGAGACUGUGGGACCUUCCAGGGAUGGGCACACCCUCUUUUACAUCAAAGAGUUAUGUGGAGACAAUAAACUUUAGUCUCUAUGACAUGUUUUUUGUAGUGAUAUCUGAACGAUUUAGAGAAAACAACAUGCUUCUGAUUGAUGAAAUAUGUAAACAAAAGAAGCCCUUUUAUGUUAUUAGAACAAAAGUAGACAACGACUUGCGUGCACAGAGUAGGAAACAAAACUUCACUGAAACUGGUGCUUUAACUGUCAUGAGAGAUGAAUGUUUAAAAUAUGUAGAAGAGAAAAACCUGCACCCCCAUAUCUUCUUAGUGUCAGCCCAUGAUACACAGAACUAUGAAAUGCAGAACCUUAAAGACACUUUUGAGAAAGAGGCUUCAGAGCUCAAAAGAGAAGUUUUUUCCUGUUUCCUGAUGAGUUUGUUCAGUGGAGGCAUGAGGAAAGAAAGGACUAUAAUGCACCGUCAUUUGCAGAGUGGGAAAAUCAGUGAAAAGGAAGUAUUGGACUUAAGAACUUUCUGGAAAUGUUUUGACGCUGCAAAUGGAACUGAAACACUUAUGACAAUAUUGGAGGCUCUAGAGCACUUUCAGCUUGAUGUGGCUAUUUUAGGGGAGACAGGAUCUGGGGUAACUACUCUUCUGAAUGGCCUAAUGGGACAGCGGAAUGGUGCCUUUAGCUCAAUACUUGCCGAAAUGCCAGCAACAAGUCCUCAGUACCCAAAUGUCAGAUUUUGGGCUAUGUCAGGAAUAGAGAACAUUAUGGCCAACUCAUUGGAAGGGAUGGAAGAAAUGUUGGAUAAUUUUGAUUUCUAUGUGCUUAUUGUGACUGAGUGGAAGAAGGCACACCACAUAGACCUUGCAAGAGUUGUUCAAAAGUUACGGAAGAAGUACCACUUUGUCCAGACAAAGAUUGACUGCUAUUUGCAGGCCCAAGAAGAUUUGUGUUGUUCUGCGACUGAGAUUCAGGAUGGGUUUCGAGCCCAGUGUGCUGAGGAGCUUCAGAUCGCAAAAGUUGAAAAUUUGCAACUGUUUCUCAUAAACAGCUUAGACAGAAAUGCCUUUGACUUUGUCAGUCUGGAGAGUGUACUGGGCAGUGACCUGGACACUAUAAGGACAAGUGCUUUUGGAUAUUAUGUUGACAGAAUUGUGAGAAACAAAAAGCAAGCACAGAGCACUUGUCAGAUACUAUAGCUGCUUGACUGUCUCUGAGCUGUUUUUUUUCAGUGACUGCAUACCAUUUUUGAAAAAAAAAAGUGAAAUAGCAGUAUGUGAGAAAUGACAACUUUUACAUAGGUACUUGAAGUCUAGUAACUAUCUUGCUGACAUUCAUUUGUGGUAUUCAGAGUGAAGAAAUUCAUAGGUACUUUUCCCCCACAGAGGGGACCAGACAUAUAUUGAAAUAUACAGUACCUGUACUUAAAUAUGAAGCAUAACUUAAAAGCAUAUGCCAAAAUGCAGAAUAGCAAUAGAAGGUAUCUUCAAUUACACUACAAGUAUCAGUGUUAUUACCUACUUGAUCAUACAUUGGUCUUAAGGUGCAUUCACACAUACAGCGGCUCGCAGCGACAAAGCAACCGGAGACCAUUUAUUUUCAGUGGCAAUGGCGACCAUUGUCUGACUUGUCGCUGAUUUGGUGCCCGGGAACGAGCAGCACCAAGCCAGAUACUUCGAAACACAGAGGUCACGGCCGAAGAGCUACGGUCUGCCUCUCGGAACAUACAGUGAAUGCAGCUCACUUACUGAGAUAGGAACUACACCGGGAUUUUCCUCAAUUGCAACAAAAAGUGAGUGUUUCAUUAUUAUUAUUUUCUUUUAAAAGCGCUCAGAAUAUAAGCUAAGCUAAGCUAAUUGGCGCUUGCGCUUUUGCCGCAGAUAGAUGGCCGCAGUGGCAAAGAGCACACACUUCUUCUCCUGUAUGUUGUAGGAUAUGGUGCAUACAUACACUGGUGAAUUUUAUCUAAGAUCGCUUUCUCUCCAGAAUGUUUAAUUUUAGUAGCAAGAAAACUGGUUUGUUGUCAAAAGUGGAAUGUUAGUUGCCCCACCCAUGUUACUAUGGCAACCAGUAGUAGGAACACCUACUGGGGACUUCAUACUGGAGGCUACAGCCUAGAGAUUGCUGAGGAUGGUACCGCUUGAAGUAUCAUGAAAUAGUUUUGGACCUCAAUUCCACAAGGACAUUCUCGCUGUGGUUGUUCGGACUAUGGUUUCUGCUAUGGCCUUGAGACUGCAAUUACCACAUGCAGUUUUGCACUCAGGUUUCUUUAGUGAACAGUGGACUAGUUAAACAAAGACUUCAUGUAAAAACCAUAAUGAACUUUCUUUUACUUUCACACUAUCCGUUCUUGCCCAGGUGAGGAUGGGUUCCCUUCUGAGUCUGGUUCCUCUCAAGGUUUCUUCAUCAUAUCAUCUUAGUGAGUUUUUCCUUGCCACUGUUGCCACUGGCUUGCUCAAUAGGGAUAAAUUCUGUAAAGCUGCUUUGAGACAAUGUCCACUGUAAAAAGCGCUAUACAAAUAAAAUUGAAAAAUUUAAAUUCAGUGACUGGCGGCGCAGCGAUAAAAUCACUGUGUGUGUGAAUGUACCUUUACACUUACUGAAACAUAUCCUGUUGUCUUGUACUUCUUACAACCUAGGACUGUGUCAAUACAGACUACCUCAUACCACAGUAACUGGAUUUACAAGUUGCAUUUACAAUCAAGGAAAGUCAUCACAGGGAGUGAAACUUGUCACCUCCAUGUUGUUCUGCUUUUGAUGCAGGUCCAAAAUCACAAAUUAUUGUGUUUGUUUUCCUUAAGCAUCUUGUAUUGCUCUCUUUUUUAAACUCUGAUUGUUUGAUAUGUGUAUGGUAAGGCUUUGUAUUUUGUAUACCAAAAGUGUAUAUUUUGUUACGCUGCAGUUACCAUGCAAUACAAGCUAUGUUUGUCUACUGUUGUUACUUUUUUUGCUGUUGAUGAUGAUUAUUAUAAGUGCUAUUAGAUACUUAUUUUAUUAAAAAAUGAAUCAGGGGGCAUAACCCAAGGGUCCCCCCAGUUCAA